UUAUAUAUUCUUGAUCAGUUAGAAUCAAAAACUGACUUAAUAAAAACACAUAAUGCUAUAUUGAGAAAAUGGUUGCCAGGCAACCAUUUGUUGUCUUAUCUGUGGUGCAGGUCAGACGCAGUGCUGAACUUCGGAUGAUAUUCGUAGUAUCCUUGUCUAUUCAGCCAUGACUUUCAGAGGAAAUUGGACUCUCAUAACGCAUAACAACACAGCCUACAUCCCAUCGUCUCUGAUGCCCGGGUACUGUGGACACAUUCCUACUACAAAAUUCCUGUAUGGGGAGACUUUUGGCAAUUCAUCCCUAAAGUACUUCCAAAAUAUCCGAACUGCCGAAAUGGCCUCCAGCAAAAGCCUUUCCAAUAAGGGUGGUGUGCCCCUGAGCUCCCAUACGCAAGACAGUAUCUUCCCCUACUGGGUCCGUUACAACAUUGACUUCAAAAGGCAGAAGGAGAUCAAGGACUUCAACAUGUUGUCACAGAAGCACAGGGAGAAUUACAAAGAUAAGACUGGCACUGUGCAACCUGUCAAUUACUUUGUCAUGCAGUAAAAGAGGCUGAGAAGAACCCUCCAGAGAUAAUAUCUAAUUGCCUCUCUCUCAUGGUCCCCUGAGAUAGUCAAAGACUAUGGCUGUCCAGUGAUUAUUUGUGAUGGAGUCUUAUUUGCUGAAGCAUUACUCAGGGUUAACUGUGCUUGGAGCUCUGCAGUCUCUAGGGGUUUUAUGUUCAGUUAUGUUUACAUUUAGAUGCUGGGUAGUUUCUGGAGUCAUAAAGAAUUUAUGUUCAAGCGAAACUAGAGUUGUCG
Molecule: messenger RNA, 801 nt
Organism: Megalobrama amblycephala (Wuchang bream)
Lineage: Eukaryota; Metazoa; Chordata; Actinopteri; Cypriniformes; Xenocyprididae
Gene: cimip2c
Product: family with sequence similarity 166 member C
Exons: 4
Coding region: 167-547 (126 amino acids)
Source: RefSeq, a predicted model, not a curated record